Phlebotomus papatasi is the source of this 1289-nucleotide messenger RNA. RefSeq lists its product as uncharacterized. Bases 1 to 1191 code for a protein of 396 amino acids. Lineage: Eukaryota; Metazoa; Arthropoda; Insecta; Diptera; Psychodidae. The record is from RefSeq and is a predicted model, not a curated record. The transcript has 4 exons.
AUGACCAGGAUCUACCUGGAUUUGUGUUUAGUGAUUGCAGUUAUAAGUGUUUUGGUGCCAACAACCUACGGAGAAAUGGGAUUUUGGGGAAAAUCCAGGCAAUUUGGACCCAUACAAGUCUCACCAAGAGAUGCAAGAUGGCUAUCCCUAUUCACUGUGGUUCAAUGGGGACAGGGACAGUGUGUAGCUCCUUCUGGUGAACUAGGAACUUGCUUUCCCGGCAAUGAGUGCCAACUUCGAGGUGGAAUCCCAGCAGCUCCAUGUGCUGGGGGAUACGGAAUGUGCUGUGUCUUUGUGGCAAGCUGCGGUGGUGUUAUAAAGGAGAAUGGAACGUAUUUUGUAAAUCCCAACCAUCCAGACACUUACGAUGGAACAGGAAGUUGUCAACUAACAAUCUACAAACUCCAUUUGGAUAUUUGUCAGAUUCGUCUGGACUUUGAUCAUUUUUCUCUGAUGGGUCCUGAGACUGUAAACCACGUUUGCAAUUCGGAUCAGUUCCUUGUUUCUGGAGGAAGUCCAGCUCCUACUAUUUGUGGAACUGCGAUAGGUGAUCAUAUGUACAUUGAUGCUGGAAUGGGUGUAAGCAAUCCAAUUAUACUUACGGUUAUAACAAGUGGAAAUAAUUAUGGAAGAGCCUGGAGAAUCAGGGUUACACAGAUUCCUUGUUCAAGUAUUUCAAAGGCUGAUCAAGGAUGCCUUCAGUAUCAUACUGGCGUCAAUGGACGAGUUAGAAGUUUCAACUUUGAACCCAUUAAUGGUCGGCAACUAUCUAACCAAGACUAUAGUAUCUGCAUUCGAAGUGAGAGAAAUUUCUGCGGUAUUCAGUACUCUGCCUGUCCUGACACCGCUAACAACCGCUCGAGGUCCUUCACUCUGACAGGAAAUUCAAAUACCAUAGUACCAGCAAUGGUGGGCAGUGGAACUCAGAAUAUUCCCAAUUCAUGUCCUAAUGACUGGCUAAUGAUAGGCUGUGCUAGAGUUGCUGAUCGAUUACCUGUCUCAUCUACUUGUGAGGAUCGUAUCUGCGGAGGAACUUUCAAUGCUGAAGUUAACAACGUCGAAAGGACUGUAACUUCAACUGUUCGUCCAUUCCGAUUAGCCUUCCACACGGACGCCACAGAGGCUCCUCAAGAUGUAGACAAUCGUGGUUUUUGUUUGGAUUUUGUGCAGCAGCCUUGCACCAAUGGUUGAAUUAUUAAAGAAUUUUAUAUUAGUUGUUCAAUUUGUAUUUAUUGUUUCAGAUUUGUUUUGAGUGGAAUUACCAUCGCAAAUAUAAUGCUUUCGCUAAA